Messenger RNA from Scomber japonicus (chub mackerel), 780 nucleotides. Its product is annotated as complement C1q-like protein 2. Bases 1 to 780 code for a protein of 259 amino acids. Gene Ontology annotation, molecular function: protein binding. The record is from RefSeq and is a predicted model, not a curated record. The transcript is spliced from 2 exons. NCBI's taxonomy places the organism in Eukaryota, Metazoa, Chordata, Actinopteri, Scombriformes, Scombridae.
AUGGUUUUACUGGUUCUGGCCGUGGCUGUUCCCUUACUGCUGCUGCGCACCCCCGAAGCCUCGGCUCAUUACUACGAGAUGAUGGGCACCUGUCGGAUGGUUUGCGACCCCUACACCCCCAAACCUGGAGGCGCCACCGCCAUGAAGGUGAUCCAGAACGUGAACGGUGUCGAACCGCAGCCCCCGGUGGCGCAGGGGAGCCGCGGGGAGCCGGGGCGACCGGGUAAACCGGGACCUAGGGGCCCGCCGGGGGAACCAGGACCCCCGGGUCCGAGAGGGCCAACGGGAGAACGCGGCGAAAGCAAACUCGGCUUCCCUGCGUUACCCGGACCAACGGGGACUGUCACCGGGGAUAAAGACGGUGUGAACUCCUCGGCCAGCGGGUUCAGGAUCGCUUUUUAUGUCGGUCUGAAGAAUCCACACGAGGGAUAUGAGGUGUUAAAGUUUGAUGAUGUUAUAACAAACUUGGGGAACCACUACGAUGCAAGCACCGGGAAGUUCACCUGCCAUGUGUCCGGGAUCUAUUUCUUUACCUACCAUGUGCUGAUGCGGGGAGGAGACGGGACCAGCAUGUGGGCAGACCUGUGCAAAAACGGACAGGUUCGGGCCAGUGCCAUAGCUCAGGAUGCAGACCAGAACUACGACUACGCCAGCAACAGUGCCGUGAUGCACUUGGACUCUGGAGAUGAGGUCUAUGUGAAACUGGACGGUGGCAAAGCUCACGGAGGCAACAACAACAAGUACAGCACCUUCUCCGGCUUUAUCUUAUACCCUGACUAA